AUGCCUAACAGCAGCAUAACCCAUCAGAACCAUUCCUUCAACAAGACGCUGCUGGACACCUCAGAGAGGCUCCGCACCACUAUAGCCCUGUAUAUCAUCAACCUGGCUGGCAGCACCCUCGGGGUCAUCAUGAUGUCCCAUCAGUUGUCUCAAAGAAGACCACAAUCUGUCAUGACCAUCAUCAUUGUCAGCCUCCUGGUAAUGCACACCUUCAUGCUACUCAGCAUCCCCUUCCGCCUCAGCUAUUACAUUUUACAGGAGUGGAAGUUUGGGAGGUUUGCCUGCAAGCUAACAAGUGCCAUCAUCUACCUCCACAUGUACAUCACCUUUGCAUUUUACGUGGCGAUCAUUGUCAUCCGUCUCUUCCGCCUCCAGUUUAGGAAAUACUACACUAUAGCCUGGGUGGGUGCCGUCUGGCUGGUGGGAGUGCUGGUGGUCGCACCCAUUUUUCUCUUGUACUAUGGCACCUCUAAGAUGUACCACUCUUCUGAAUGCUUUCAGUUCCACAAGGAGAUGCAAGAGGUGCCCAUUGUGAUCGCAAAGUACUGCUUGGUUGGGAUUUUGGUGGCAAUUUGUGCUGUGCUCACCGUAACCCAGUUGUCUGUGAUCUACAGGCUGGCCGUAAAAUAUUGGCCUGAUGUUAACUCCUAUACGGAGUUUAGGGCUCAGGCAAAGAGUUUCUUUUUCAUCUUGGUAAUGUUAGUGUGUUUUAUUCCUUAUCAUGUAUUCAGAAUAUAUUAUAUCCAAACCUGCCACAUGGAUGAAGGCCAGAAACUACUCAAAUACAAUGAAAUUUUUCUGGCUUUAACAACAAUGUGCUGCUUGGAUAUGUUGUGCUUCAUAGCAGGAAUAGCCCAUUGA
Apaloderma vittatum (bar-tailed trogon) is the source of this 861-nucleotide messenger RNA. Its product is annotated as probable G-protein coupled receptor 141. The record is from RefSeq and is a predicted model, not a curated record. Gene Ontology annotation, cellular component: membrane. Gene Ontology annotation, biological process: G protein-coupled receptor signaling pathway. Gene Ontology annotation, molecular function: oxysterol binding; G protein-coupled receptor activity. NCBI's taxonomy places the organism in Eukaryota, Metazoa, Chordata, Aves, Trogoniformes, Trogonidae.